AUGGAGACGAUUUAUCCUAAGAUUGAAGCCGGCUGGGCCUCUCUCGUCUCAAGCUACUCUCCCACAACGAUAGAAUUUGUCGGAACCUCUCUCGUCCAGCUGGUGGCCUUCUGGAUACCGUCCGCAAUCUAUCUCAGUCUCGAUAAAUGGGCCCCGGAGUUCUCCCAAAGACACAAGAUCCAACCAGCUCCAAAGCAGCCCACAGCCAAGGAGAUAUGGCACUGCUUCUUCUACGUACUGAAGAACCAGCUGCUUUCCACAUCACUACACAUACUCCUGCUCACCCUGGUCCAUAAAAACAUCAUCCCACCUUCAUAUCAGGUGCUUCCGACUUUGCCACCAUUCGCAAUCGUGGCCCGAGACUUUGUGCUUAGCAUAUUAAUGCGUGAAGCCCUCUUCUACUACGCUCAUCGACUCCUCCAUUACCCGUACUUUUAUGUCAGGAUUCACAAGCGGCACCACAAGUUCACUGCUCCUGUAGCCCUGGCGGCCCAAUAUGCCCACCCACUGGAGCAGAUAGGAGCAAAUGUGCUGCCGAUUACUCUUCCUCCGCAAAUACUCAACAGCCAUAUCAUUACCUUUUGGUUAUUUAUGAGCUAUGAGCUAUUCAAUACCGCAACUGUGCAUAGCGGGUAUGACUUCUUAAGUGGAAAGGCCAAGAUGCAUGAUUUGCAUCAUGAGAAGUUCAAUUUGAACUACGGAUCUAUUGGGUUUUUGGACUGGUUCCACGGGACAGAUAGACUGAGAAGCAAGGAGAAAAAGAACAACUAA
This is a messenger RNA of Trichophyton benhamiae CBS 112371, 771 nucleotides long. RefSeq lists its product as uncharacterized. Bases 1 to 771 code for a protein of 256 amino acids. Gene Ontology annotation, molecular function: iron ion binding; C-4 methylsterol oxidase activity. The transcript has a single exon. Gene Ontology annotation, biological process: ergosterol biosynthetic process. The record is from RefSeq and is a predicted model, not a curated record. Lineage: Eukaryota; Fungi; Ascomycota; Eurotiomycetes; Onygenales; Arthrodermataceae.